Molecule: messenger RNA, 1631 nt
Organism: Micropterus dolomieu (smallmouth bass)
Lineage: Eukaryota; Metazoa; Chordata; Actinopteri; Centrarchiformes; Centrarchidae
Product: zinc finger protein 239-like
Exons: 2
Coding region: 330-1514 (394 amino acids)
Biological process (GO): regulation of transcription by RNA polymerase II; central nervous system development
Cellular component (GO): nucleus
Molecular function (GO): DNA-binding transcription factor activity, RNA polymerase II-specific; RNA polymerase II cis-regulatory region sequence-specific DNA binding
Source: RefSeq, a predicted model, not a curated record
ACAAGCAGCGCAUGACACAUCUGCACAGCGUUUGGCUCGAUGUUUGUUCUGUUCUCCAGACUGCAAACAGCCUUAAAACGAGCUCUGGUGAGUCAGUUCAUUUCAAACAGAGUCUCCAGCUGCUGAUACAGUAACGAUGGUUUGUGAAUCUCUGCGGGACAAAAAGCUUCAAUCUGCUAAGCGCGUAGCAACAGUAACUAAGGGGAGCUUAACGUGCUUCGCGCGAGAACACGGAGCUCCACGAGGUCCCGCAGCGCUCCUGAAUCUGAAGAGCUCCGUCAGUCCCACAGGAGACCUGCUGGAUCUCAGAGACCAGGACCGAGAGCGGGAUGGAGGAGGACAACCAGGACCCGGAGCCCCGGAGCAACAACGUCCCCGGAGGACAAACAGCAGGCUCGAGCUCUGAUAGCACCGAUGUUCAGAAACUGAGAGGAAGAGAGGGACUCGAACGUCACCGCUGUCAGCACUGUAACAAAUCCUUCACAAGAUCUGGAUCUUUAAAGAUUCAUCAGAGGCUUCACACUGGAGAGAAACCGUACAGCUGUGACCAGUGUGAGAAAGCUUUUACCACAUCAGACAAACUAAAAGUCCACCGACGCGCUCACACUGGAGAGAAACCGUACAGCUGUGACCAAUGUGAGAAAGCUUUCACUAGCGCAGGUAACCUAAAAGUCCACCAACGUGUUCACACUGGGGAGAAACCUUACUGGUGUGACCAAUGUGGGAAAGCUUUCACUACAUCAAGUAUAUUAAAAGAACAUCAACGGAUUCACACUGGCGAGAAACCGUACAGCUGUGACCAAUGUGGGAAAGCUUUCAUUAGCUCAGGUGGACUAAAAGUCCACCAACGUGUUCAUGCUGGGGUGAAACCCUAUUGGUGUUCCCAAUGUGGGAAAGCUUUUACUACGUCUGGUGUACUAAAAGAGCAUCAACGUAUUCACAGUGGAGAGAAACCAUACAGCUGUGACCAAUGUGCGAAAGCUUUUAUUAGCGCUGGUAUACUUAAAGUACACCAGCGUGUUCACACUGGUGUGAAACCCUAUUGGUGUGACCAAUGUGGGAAAACUUUCACUACAUCAAGUGUACUGAAAGAACAUCAACGUAUUCAUACUGGAGAGAAACCGUACAGCUGUGACCAGUGUGGGAACGCUUUCGUUAGCUCAGGAAGACUAAAAGUCCACCAACGUCUUCACGCUGGAGUGAAACCUUACUGGUGUGACCAAUGUGGGAAAGCUUUCAUUAGCUCAGGUGACCUUAAAAUGCACGAACGUGUUCACACUGGAGAGAAACCUUACAGCUGUGACCAAUGUGGGAAAGCUUUCAUUAGUUCAGGAGACCUUAAAAUCCACCAACGUGUUCACACUGGAGAGAAACCUUACUGUUGUGACCAAUGUGGAAAAGCUUUUUCUCAGCGUAGCAACCUUAAACGCCACAAAGGCAGUCACGCUGCUUCCUUUAGAAAAUUUUUCAGAGGCAGGCCAGCGGUUCCCUCCUGCCUCCUCCUCAUUCCUUGAUAGAUAUAUUUUUAUAUUCUGAGCUUUAGUAACGAUAACGUAAUAUUCUUUGUUAUUGUGUCUAUAAUUACAUCCUAUCUUGCUCUUCCUCCCCCAAAAUCCUGCCGUUGUCACACA